AUGGCAGCACCGGGGAAUAAGUUCUUCAUCCAGCACAGGCUAGGCCAGUCGGCACCGCACCACGCGAGCUUCGAGGCUCUGUGGGAGACGAAAUGGAAGCCCCUGUGCGAAAUGGGCGUGUACCCGUUCAUGUUCGGCGCCACGAAGGACUUCCAGCCCGUCGUCGACAGCAUCGUCGCGAAGGGUCUCAAGGAGCCCUACGACUGGGACGAGUAUGCGCAGUGCUUCUUCCCGAAGGCCGAGGAGCUUGUAUCCAGUGCAGAGGCUGCAGAGAAUGAAGGCGACAAGGAGAAGGCUUCCGAGUUGUACCUGAGAGGCUCGGCUCUCUAUCGCAUCGCGCGCUUCCCGGCACCGCGGUCAGAGAAGCAGAGAUACGCAUGGGCGAAGGGGAAAGAGGCUGCCACCAAGGGUCUCGGUCUACAGGACUACCCCAUGGUAGAGGUCGCGAUACCGCACAAACACGCCCACAACGGAGACGCACCGGUUCUACCUGCGUACUUCCACCUCCCGCGGGCUGCCUCGGAGUCGCGCAAGGCGCCUCUAAUAAUCAUCUUCACCGGCCUCGACGGCUACCGCACCGAGCUGGCCGUCUGGAAGGAAGGCUGGGCGCAAUUGGGUGUCGCCGUGCUGAUUGUCGAGAUUCCCGGCACUGGCGAUAAUCCUGGAAACCCGUCCGAUCCGGACAGCCCGGAUCGCGUCUGGACUAGCAUGUUUGACUGGAUUGGCGAACAAGCGGGCAUCGACCAGAGCCGGAUCGUCAACUGGGGCUUUAGCACGGGAGGGUAUUACUCGAUCCGCAUCGCGCAUACGCAUGCCGAUAAGUUGAAAGGGGUGGUUGCGCUCGGCGGUGGCUGCCAUCACAUGUUCGACCCUGAGUGGCUGGAUGCUGUGGAUCUCUUGGAAUACCCCUUCGACUUGGCUCAGACGCUCUGCUACAAGUUCGGCUACGGAACUGACUUCGAUCGCUUCAAGAAAGAGGCACGGGAGAGGUUCUCGCUACUCGACUCCGGCAUUCUUGACAAGCCAUGUGCGCGCCUCCUGCUAGUGAACGGAACCGAUGACGAGAUCUUCCCUAUUGAUGACUAUUACCUAUGUCUCCAGCAUGGUGAGCCGAAGGAAGCCCGUUUCGUACCUGGCACGAAGCACAUGGGCGAGCCGACGUCGUUCUUCAUCAUUCUUCCUUGGAUCUUCAAGCUGCUUGAGAUAGAGGGGGAUGUGCGACGCUUCAUGUCAACUAUCCCGUUCAAACCGAAGUACUGA
This is a messenger RNA of Anthostomella pinea, 1260 nucleotides long. Lineage: Eukaryota; Fungi; Ascomycota; Sordariomycetes; Xylariales; Xylariaceae. The record is from the annotation of a GenBank genome assembly.